Tachysurus fulvidraco (yellow catfish) is the source of this 3035-nucleotide messenger RNA. It is a transcript of the gene gls2a, whose product is annotated as glutaminase 2a (liver, mitochondrial). Gene Ontology annotation, biological process: L-glutamine catabolic process. The transcript is spliced from 18 exons. Lineage: Eukaryota; Metazoa; Chordata; Actinopteri; Siluriformes; Bagridae. Gene Ontology annotation, molecular function: glutaminase activity; protein binding. The record is from RefSeq and is a predicted model, not a curated record. The coding region runs from base 190 to 2019 and encodes 609 amino acids.
CACAUGUGCCAAGAUAGACUCCUGACCUGUAGUUUACAGUUGACAACAUUGCAUUGACUGAUCGGUGUGUGGAAAGCGCUAGAAAGAAAACCAACCUGUGGACACGCGCAGACAAGGGAAAAGACAUACACGCGUUAUAUUUACUGUAGAGGCCUGUCUUAGUUGUGAGUCGACUUUUUCAGGCUGAUAAUGCUAUAUCUUAAACAUUUAGGAGCGAUCAGGACUAUUGUUUCGUUCAUUAAACAAGCCGGGAAAUUGGAAAACGGAAAUGGAGGUUUGUUCCAAAAAAGCCUGUUGCGCACGAGCGCAGCAGUAGCGCAACAUCCACGUCAUCAGCACGUGAUCUUGGAAACAGAGGCAGAGAUGGACAGUAAAGGUGCAGGGACAAACCUGGAGGACCUCCUGUUUUACACGAUUACUCAAGGAGAGGAGAAAAUCUCAGUGGGACGUUUCAUUAGUGAACUGGAAAGCACAGGAUUAUUGACUUCUGACCCUCGACUAAAGGACUGCAUGCAGCAGCUCCAUCAUGCAGUGCAAGAGUCUUCUGGGACAGCAAUGAUGGACCAAGAGCUCUUCAGGAAAUGUGCAAGCAGUCAUAUUGUCUUGUUCACUCAAGCCUUUCAGAAGAAGUUCAUCAUCCCAGAUUUCUUGACAUUUGCAUCCAAUAUAAACCAACUGUACUAUAAUGCACAAACAGAGCAAGGGGGGCAAGUAGCGAACUACAUUCCUCAACUUGCUAAAUUUAGCCCUGAUCUGUGGGGUGUGUCUUUGUGCACUGUUAAUGGUCAGAGGCAUUCUGUAGGAGACACAAGGGAACCGUUCUGUUUGCAGUCGUGCAUGAAGCCGUUUGAGUAUGCUCUGGCUAUUAAUGAAUUUGGGACUGAGCAUGUGCAUACAUAUGUCGGAAAAGAGCCCAGCGGCGUCAAAUUUAACAAAUUAAGUCUAAAUGAUGAUGAAAAACCUCAUAACCCAAUGGUUAAUGCAGGGGCCAUUGUGAUCGGCUCACUUCUAAAGCCUGGGUUCAAGAAGGCAGAGAAAUUUGAUUAUAUGAUAGACUAUAUCAAGAGAAUGGCAGGUGGAGAGUAUGUAGGUUUCAGUAAUGCCACGUUUCAGUCCGAAAAGGAGACAGGUGAUAGGAACUUUGCAAUUGGUUAUUAUCUAAAAGAGAAAAAGUGUUUCCCUAACAGUUUAGACAUGGUAUCAGCUCUCGAUUUUUACUUUCAGCUGUGUUCAGUCGAGGUUACCUGCGAGUCAGGAAGUGUCAUGGCUGCUACUCUAGCUAACGGAGGAAUUUGUCCAAUCACAGGCGAGCGUGUGCUGAGUGCAGAGGCUGUGAGAAACACUCUCUGUCUCAUGCACUCCUGUGGCAUGAACGACUUCUCUGGCCAGUUUGCUUUCCAUGUGGGCUUGCCAGCUAAGUCAGGAGUGUCUGGUGCUGUGCUUUUGGUAGUUCCUAAUGUCAUGGGAGUGAUGUGCUGGUCUCCACCUAUUGAUCGUGUGGGUAACAGUGUACGAGGCGUGCACUUCUGUCAGGAGCUGGUUUCUCUUUUUAACUUCCAUAAUUAUGACAACCUGAGACAUUUUGCUAAGAAACUGGAUCCUCGUAGACAGUCUGGCCAUGAGAGGAACAAGGCUGUAAUUGAGCUGAUGUUUGCAGCAUACAGUGGAGAUGUAUCGGCACUCAGGAGGUUUGCUUUGUCAGCAGUGGAUAUGGAGUUGAGGGAUUAUGAUUCUCGGUCAGCUCUGCAUAUAGCUGCUGCUGAAGGUAACCUGGAAGCUGUUAAGUUCUUAACAGGAACAUGCAGAGUGAAUCCUCAUGUUAAGGACAGGUGGGGAAACACGCCACUGGAUGAUGCUAUGGAGUUUGGACAGGACAGGGUGGUUCAAGUGUUAAAGGAAUAUCAGUGUAUUUAUUCCCACACCCUGAUGCCUGAGCAGAUCAGUACACACGCACACGAUGACGCAGCACUGGAUGCAGAUGAUCUGGGGAAUUUGGAGGCUCUGGAGAGAUUUGUGUGAUAGAGGACAUCAUUUUAAUGAAAAUGCAUUUCUGAGAUGAAUACACUAAGAUGAUACAUUAGGAGUAUGCCAUUUAGAUGAAAGCUCAUAGAUCAGGUGUGCUGUUGAUACUGAUGUACUGUUUAGUCUCAGUACUUAGUUUUCAGAUUAGAUCAAACUAUGCAGAUAAACACAGCUAUUAAUUAAGGCAUUAGGCUACAUCUGUAUGGCUUUUGUGGAAUUCUUGUAGUAUUUUCCCCAUUUUCAGUAGUCAACAAGCCUGAGUAACAUCAUAAAAUGGUUAUAACAUGGCAUAGGUGUGAUGGGAGUAAAUAAUACAGUGGCCCUGAAAUCUUUGGAGCUGUAUCUCUAUAACUCUAUUUAAAUCUAUUUACCAAAAAUAUUCAUAUAUAUAAAUAUGUAAUUUAUAAAAUACAUUUUUUUUUCAAUAUUUAUAUGAGCAAAUGUCAAGAAAUUUGACUGCUACUGUAAAUAUUCAGCAUUCAACAUUGUAGCACUUACUUUAAAGUAAAACAUCUUCCAGAAAUGCAUACUAUGACUCUUUACAGAUAUGGUAUUUAGAAUAAUGUGCUUUCAAAGCAUGCAGAGGUUGUACAUUUGUUUGUAAAUAUAUAUAAAGCAUUUUUGUGUAUAUACAAUAAUACAGCAAAGUUCUCAUAUUUGAAAAAUACUUGCUCUUAUUUAUUACCUAUAGCACUGUAGGCAGGGUAUUAGGAACCACAAUGCAGAACUUGCCGUUUGACUCAUUUUGACUCCUUUAUCGAAUUGUUAAGAGCUCUGUAUUGUUUGGACCUGACUAUAAACAUAUAGAUUCAUGAAAGUGAUUGAUUUUAUAUCACCUGAAUGCUUAGAAAAAAAAAAUUAAAAAUAAAAUAAUCACAUUCUAAUUGACCAAACCAUUUAAAGGCAAAGGUUUAUACUCUUUACAGUAAUUAUGUGACAUUUAGUUUCUAUUGUAAUACAUGUAUUUUACAGUAGCACAAAUGAAAUAAAAUAAAAAAUAAGUUACCACUAAA